AAACUUUCGCAAUGCCUUGUCCGCGAUGCGGUGCGGCGAUCACAGGUCGCUUCUGUGGAUCCUGCGGCAUGGACUUUGAGCAGCCGAACAAACCCCCCCAGCCUUCUGCUCCUGAUCUGCCUCCGCCUCCAUAUCAGGCGUAUGGUCAGCCUGUUCAUGGAUCUGCUGUGCCAGUCGCUACUCCUGUAGUUCCGUUGAAUGCUAAUCCUGCUGACACCUCUUAUGCACGGGUAUCAAGUCAUUUGACUUCCUCUUAGCGUCACCCACUGGUUACUCACUUCAUGCUCAUUAGCCUGUUGUUCCUGGGGAACUGCCGACGUGCAGACGAUGCGGGCGAAGGUGAUCCUGCCAUGUCUUGAAUACUGCAGGAUGGGAGAUAUUUUGUGUAGAUUUCUCCGCAAUGUAGUAGCACUAUGAGUUGAAUGUGAUCGUUCUGAGAUGUGUCAAGACAAAAGAAGCUGAAGAUUUCAUUAUGUUUGAUUUCGUUUUAGCAGUUGUUUUGUUCGAUUGUAGGGUUCGAAGUGAAAUGACUUGUGUUUUCGCAGUUUUGUACGACCACCGGGCACUAAGCCUGCCACUGCCCAAUGGUUCCGCUGCCAAGAUUGCACGGAUGGAAGAGCCUUAGCGUAUGACACUGCGGCUUCUUGCUCUAUUAUGUAAAAGGAUCAAAUUCCAAAUGUAAAAUAUUUCGAACAUAAACAAAAAAAAUCGUUUA
Messenger RNA from Guillardia theta CCMP2712, 715 nucleotides. RefSeq lists its product as hypothetical. The coding region runs from base 12 to 257 and encodes 81 amino acids. The transcript is spliced from 3 exons. The record is from RefSeq and is a predicted model, not a curated record. Lineage: Eukaryota; Cryptophyceae; Pyrenomonadales; Geminigeraceae.